AUGCCAUACCGUCACAGACCUCCCUCUGUCCAUGUCGAGCAUCUCCCUGCUGGCAGGUACGGCGCCGUCCCCUCCACACGAGAGGACGUGAUCGACCCCGGGUCCAUCGACGGGAGCGAAGGUCAUCCAGGCAUCAUCCAUGACGUACAUCACGCGUCCAAGGUGUAUCAGUCAGUGUCGGAGGGACUCUAUGGCACCGAGAACUACAGCAUCGCCCUCUGCUGCUUGUUCGCACUCCUGGCUAUUGUCCAGUUGGGCAUCGCCGCCAACAUUCUGUUCCGCUAUGCGCCUGCUCUCGCUCGCAUGCUGGGGCCUGUCGCAGGGAACUGGACCCGAUCGAAGGCGCAGUGGAUAUCAGCGCUGGUGCCCGCCUCGGUAGCUCGAUGCUGUGCGUUGCUGCUGCUGAUUGCAGACUUGCGUGCUAAGGCGGAUGGAGCUGGACCUUGGGAUAUCUCGUUUAUGUUUGAGAUGUCGUCGUUUUUCGAUGCAGUUUCUUCAUGGUUGUUCUACACGAUCAAGGUGAAGUGUCUCGACACGUGUUAG
This is a messenger RNA of Guillardia theta CCMP2712, 543 nucleotides long. RefSeq lists its product as hypothetical. The transcript is spliced from 3 exons. NCBI's taxonomy places the organism in Eukaryota, Cryptophyceae, Pyrenomonadales, Geminigeraceae. The record is from RefSeq and is a predicted model, not a curated record. The coding region runs from base 1 to 543 and encodes 180 amino acids.